AGACGCGUCUUCAGCUGCUUCGAUCCCCAUCUCAUCGGCCCUCCUCCCAUCCUUACCCUCGGCCGAUCUGCUCGCCCGCCCCUCUUUCCACCACCACCACCUGUAGACUAGCCAACAUGCCCGCAACGGAGAGCACGAAGGAGGCCCUCCACCCCCCGCGCCUGGCCUCCAUCUUUGCCGGGUCGCCCAGCGCGCCCGGCACGCCUGUGCACUCCAUCCAGACGAUGCGCAGGAAGGCCGCCGGCCACUCGGGCCCACUGACCAAGAUCCUCGUUGCGAACCGCGGCGAGAUCGCCAUCCGCGUGUUCCGCACCGCGCACGAGCUCGCGCUGCACACCGUCGCCAUCUUCUCCUACGAGGACAGGCUUUCUGCGCAUCGCCAGAAGGCGGACGAAGCCUACCAGGUCGGCAAGGGCCUCAAGCCCGUCGCCGCGUACCUCGCGCAGGAAGACAUCAUCCGCAUUGCGAUCGAGCAUGGCGUCGACAUGAUCCACCCGGGAUACGGCUUCUUGUCUGAGAACGCGGAGUUUGCCCGCAAGGUCGAGCAGGCGGGCCUGUCGUUCGUGGGCCCCAGCCCGGAGGUCAUCGACCAGCUUGGUGACAAGACGAAGGCGAGGACGAUCGCCAUCCAGAUUGGCGUGCCCGUUGUUCCCGGUACCCCUGGACCCGUAGACUCCUACAGAGAAGCUGAUGCAUUCAUCCAAGAAUAUGGCUUCCCUGUGAUCAUCAAGGCCGCCAUGGGCGGCGGAGGCCGCGGCAUGCGUGUCGUGCGCGAGCAAUCUGACUUCGAGGCCUCUUUUGAGCGCGCCGUCUCAGAGGCCAAGUCUGCUUUCGGUGACGGCACCGUCUUCAUCGAGCGCUUCCUCGAGCGCCCGCGGCACAUCGAGGUGCAGCUCCUCGCGGAUGCGCACGGGAACACCGUGCACCUGUUCGAGCGCGACUGCUCUGUGCAGCGCCGCCACCAGAAGGUCGUCGAGGUCGCGCCAGCGACGCACCUCCCCGAGGAGGUCCGCCAGGCGAUCCUCGCGGAUGCGAUCAAGCUCGCGAAGAGCGUGGGCUACAGGAACGCGGGCACGGCGGAGUUCUUGGUCGACCAGAUGGGGAGACAUUAUUUCAUUGAGAUUAACCCGCGUAUUCAGGUCGAGCACACUAUCACUGAGGAGAUCACGGGUAUCGACAUCGUCGCUGCCCAAAUUCAGAUCGCGGCGGGCGCGACGCUCCCGCAGCUCGGCCUGACGCAGGAGGCUAUCACGAAGCGCGGCUUCGCCAUUCAGUGCCGUGUCACGACUGAAGACCCGGCGCAGAACUUCCAGCCUGACACCGGGAAGAUUGAAGUGUACCGCAGCGCGGGUGGGAAUGGUGUCCGACUGGACGCGAGCUCCGGCUUCGCUGGUGCGCAGAUCACGCCUCACUAUGACAGUUUGCUGGUGAAGGUCAGUGUCAGCGGCACUACCUAUGAGGUUGCGCGGAGGAAAAUGCUCCGUGCUUUGGUCGAGUUCCGUAUCCGCGGUGUCAAGACCAACAUUCCUUUCCUGCUGCGUCUCCUCACUCACGACGUCUUCAUCGGCGGCAAGACAUGGACGACGUUCAUCGACGACACGCCCGAGCUGUUCAGACUGGUGCAGAGCCAGAACCGUGCGCAGAAGCUGCUCGCCUACCUCGGCGACCUCGCCGUCAACGGCUCCUCCAUCGCUGGCCAGCAGGGCGAGCCCGGGCUCAAGGACGAGCUCGUCGUCCCGCCCUUCCAGAACCGCGAGGACCCGGACGGGCCCCCGCUCGACGCGACACUGCCGUGCGAGCAGGGCUGGCGCAACAUCAUCGUCGAGCACGGGCCCGAGGCGUUCGCGAAGGCCGUCCGCGAGUACCCCGGUGUGCUCAUCAUGGACACGACGUGGCGCGAUGCGCACCAGAGCCUGUUGGCGACGCGCCUGCGCACGAUCGAUAUGGUGAACAUCGCGAAGGAGACGAGCUAUGCGAUGGCGAAUGCGUUCAGUCUGGAGUGCUGGGGUGGCGCGACGUUCGAUGUAGCGAUGCGCUUCUUGUAUGAGGACCCGUGGGAGCGUCUGAGGACGUUGAGGAAGCUUGUGCCGAACAUCCCGCUCCAGGCUCUUGUGCGUGGUGCUAAUGGUGUUGGUUACACUAGCUACCCCGACAAUGCCAUCUACGACUUCUCGAAGAAGGCCGUCGAGAAUGGUUUGGAUAUCUUCCGUGUCUUCGACUCCCUGAACUACAUUGACAACUUGAAGCUCGGUAUUGAUGCCGCCAAGAAGGCUGGUGGUGUCGUCGAGGCAGCCGUCUGCUACAGCGGCGAUGUCGCAGACCCCAAGAAGACGAAGUAUACGCUUCAGUACUACCUCGACUUCGUCGACCAACUCGUCGGCGAGGGCAUCCACAUCCUGGGUAUCAAGGAUAUGGCGGGCCUUCUCAAGCCCCAUGCAGCAAAAUUGCUCAUUGGUGAAAUUCGUAAGAAGUACCCCGACCUGCCCAUCCAUGUGCACUCGCAUGAUACCGCCGGCAUCUCCGCCGCGACGAUGAUUGCAGCAGCAUCGGCAGGCGCCGACGUCGUCGACGUCGCCAUCGACAGCAUGUCCGGAUUGACGUCGCAGCCUCCGAUGGGUGCCGUAUGCGCUGCCCUCGAGCAGACUGGUUUGGGGACUGGUAUCCGCUACGCUGACAUCCAGGCACUGAACCUGUACUGGAGCCAGGUGCGCAUGCUCUACAGCUGUUUCGAGGCGAAUGUUCGUGCCUCGGACUCGAGUGUGUUCGACCACGAGAUGCCGGGAGGCCAGUACACCAAUUUGAUGUUCCAAGCGGCUCAGCUCGGUCUGGGCACCCAGUGGACGGAGGUCAAGAAGAAGUACAUCGAGGCAAACGACCUUUGCGGGAAUGUAAUCAAGGUCACGCCCACGUCGAAGGUUGUUGGCGACUUUGCACAGUGGAUGGUGUCGAACAAGCUUUCGAAGGAAGAGGUCCUCGAGCGCGCAGACCAGCUCGACUUCCCGUCGUCGGUCGUCGAGUUCUUCCAGGGAUACCUCGGACAGCCCGUCGGGGGCUUCCCAGAGCCGUUCCGGACGAAGGUCAUCAGGAACAAGCCCAGGAUCGAUGGCAGGCCCGGUGCGAACCUGCCUCCUAUCGACUUCAAGAAGACGAAGGCGGAGUUGCGCAGCAAGUUUGGCAAGCACAUCACGGAUGCGGACGUCACAUCGUACAUCAUGUACCCCAAGGUCUUCGAGGACUACCAGGGCUUCGUUACGAAAUACGGUGACCUCAGUGUGAUCCCGACCCGCUACUUCCUGGGGCGCCCCGAAAUCGGCGAGGAGAUGCACAUCUCCAUUGAGAAGGGCAAGGUGCUCAUCAUUCGCGUGAUGGCUGUUGGGCCUGUGGUCGAAGGGCGUGCGCAGCGUGACGUCUGGUUUGAGGUCAACGGAGAAGUCCGCGCGGUUGCCGUUGAGGACAAGAACUCUGCAGUCGAGACUGUUUCCCGCGAAAAGGCUACUUCUGACCCGGGUUCUGUUGGCGCGCCGAUGUCAGGUGUUGUUGUUGAGGUCAGGGUUAAGGAGGGCGCGGAGAUCAAGAAGGGUGACCCCGUUUGCGUCAUGAGCGCCAUGAAGAUGGAGUCCGCCAUCACGGCGCCUGUGUCUGGUCAUGUGAAGCGCAUACUCGUUCGCGAAGGGGACUCUAUCGCCCAGGGCGACCUUGUCGUCGAAAUUUCUCACUAAGCACAAGCACGUCGGACGUCCUCACGCAUUGCAUUCUCGCGCUGUGUCUAGUAGUGUACGAAUAUGCCGUAGAAGUAAACACAAUAUGUUGUCACGAAUACAAUCAAGCUGCUUCCCGAGUCA
Molecule: messenger RNA, 3842 nt
Organism: Rhodofomes roseus
Lineage: Eukaryota; Fungi; Basidiomycota; Agaricomycetes; Polyporales; Fomitopsidaceae
Product: pyruvate carboxylase
Exons: 26
Coding region: 117-3719 (1200 amino acids)
Biological process (GO): gluconeogenesis; pyruvate metabolic process
Cellular component (GO): cytoplasm
Molecular function (GO): metal ion binding; ATP binding; pyruvate carboxylase activity
Source: RefSeq, a predicted model, not a curated record